CCAUCUUAAUAUUUCUGUAUGAAGGUGGUGAAAUUGUUCUCCAGGAUUUGUCGGCAGGUAUGGAUCAACCAAGCAAAUGUAGAAUCACACAAAAUAUUGUGUACAUGAAAUCAACGUUGUCACAUCUUGAUCCCAUCAUAGAUAGAUUGAUAGAGGGUGGUAUCUUUAGCCUGGCUGACAGAAACAGGAUCGAGGCUGUAUCAGCAUCACAUAAACAAUUCAAUACUUUUGUUGACAUACUGACAGCAUCUCCUGAACCAACCGCAUACAAAAUAUUCAGAAAAGCACUGAAAUUAGAGGGAUAUGCUGCUGUCGCCGAUAGGCUAGAUCAAACGACACCACAACCACCUGCAGUGCGAAGUGCGUCCAGUCGACAAUCCAGGACACGUGACAGCAUUGUCAACAAUGAAGGAGCCGCUCCUGAUGGUGCCGGUGCUUCUGGUAGAGAUUCACUUAGUAAUAGAUGCCCUGACUGCACGACAGGUGGAUCGACCGUGAUAAACGCACUAGAAAGUUUGAGCAGAAAUCAGCAAGUCUUCAUGGCCGACUUACAACGACUUAACAAGGACUUGGCAAAAAGAGAAGAACAACGUCAACGCGACAAGGACGAUCUGCAAAAGCAGUUAAAUAUGUUGAAGAAUACCCGUGAUCAGGAUGCUACCGUAAUUACCAACCGAUAUAUUGCUCUGCAGGAACAAUAUGAACAUCUCAAAGAAGUUCAAAAAGGCAUGCGAUUGAUAGACUCUGAACGUCGUGAAAAACUUAAGAUUUUAAAUAAAGAGCAUGUCAUCCUCAACACAAAAUAUCAAGAGCUUCAACAUGCUUACGCCAAUUUGGAAAAGGAAAUGAUCCGUAUGAAAAAUCUGCUGAGUAAUCAAGAGAUCGGAAAUGCUGUAGAAGGAGAAGAUAUUGCCGGAGAACAUGUGGAUAUCAUUGACCAGCUCAAGGCCGACAAACAGGAUCUGGUGCAGCGACUGGAAGAUAAAAUGGCAGAUAUAGAAACCCUUCAGCGACAACUAGAUCAGCAGAUGGACAUGGGAGAACGAAGGAUGUCCGAGCACGAAACCGUACGAUUAACCAGAGAAACAGCGCAUGAACGGAAGUUCGACAAACUCUAUGAAAUGGUGGAGAUAAUGGCAAAGGAAAGGUCCUUAGUUGCUGACGACACUCCUAAACCAGACCAACAACAAAAAGUAAAUCAAGCGUUUAAGGCGACGAGAAUGCAGCUCAAAGAACGCAAACCGGGUCCCAACAAAACGCAAGGUACCAGACCUUUCAAAGUUCAACAACUCGGUUUGGACUUUUAGCUAGUAAAGGAGUUUGUGCGUAAUAGAAACGUAUAGUCCUACCAUGUCGACUGAUGAGAUUCCGGUUAGGUGUAUUCAUAAUUUAUUCUAGGAGGCAGUUGUUCACUUCAAUUUAAAGACUGGACAGUUAAUAUACAUACUUAUAGUAGUAUUUGUUUCUUCUUUUCUGGAUGAAAAGGUUAUUGUAAGACCCAUGUGAUUGCAACAAUACCAUUUUGUAAUAUAUUAAGUAUGACAUAAAUAAAUUACACUGCAACAUACAGCUGCUUCGUCCCUUAAGGACAUAUCGGCGAUGCCAGGGGUCAAAAAGGUUGAAAUUCAAAUCUGAUUAAACAUUGAUAAUGACAAUCUUUUUUCAUUUUUUAUUAUUUUGGCUUUAUAUAUAGCAUAUCUAAUAAAUAUAGAACAUUAUUUCUAUUGCUUUACUUUUUUUGUUUUUGGAGGAGUCCUUUGUCAACUUACAUAUAGGUUCAUUGUACAUUGUAUAUGGUAUUCAUCAGCAAUGACUUGAUGGUGUUAAAUGCCAUAAUAAAAUCAUUUUUUUAAUUCUAUAGAAUCGUCGUCAUCAACUCUAUGCAUUAAGUAAUACAGGGUUUGGCACGCACGAUAACAAGUUGACGAAACAAACGUUCAAAUGAAAUUUUCUUACCUUAAAAUAAAAUUGUGCAUUGCACCAGUACACUAAUAUCAGAGGCAUGCUUGGUUUGGUUUGGUUUAUUAUUGUUUAACGUCCCAUCAGCAGCUAUGGUCAUUUAAGGACGGCCUCCCCUGUGUGCAAUAUGCGUGUGUGUUGUUGGACGCUGCGAUAAAGCAGCAGACGUAUGUCUCGGACAGGGGACAGAACCCAUAGCCUUCCUCAGAGGGGCGAACGCUCAACUAAAUGCCAAAAAUGAGGCA
This is a messenger RNA of Mizuhopecten yessoensis (Yesso scallop), 2204 nucleotides long. RefSeq lists its product as uncharacterized. The transcript is spliced from 3 exons. NCBI's taxonomy places the organism in Eukaryota, Metazoa, Mollusca, Bivalvia, Pectinida, Pectinidae. The record is from RefSeq and is a predicted model, not a curated record. Gene Ontology annotation, biological process: regulation of apoptotic process. Bases 60 to 1307 code for a protein of 415 amino acids.